CCCGCCCCUUGUGUUUUGUUGCCCCUCUUUCCACGCCUCUGCACCCUACCUGCACCAUGGGUUUCAUCUCCGAAAAGUCCAUGACCAAGACACCGUCUAACCGCAAGUCCAGCUGGGUUAUGCUCGCCGAGAAUGGCGCCUACACGCCUCUCCCCGGCGAGCAGACGCUGUAUCAGUCUCCUCCGCGAACCUCGCUGUCGCUGCAGACCAGCAACCGACACUCGCCCAGCCAGUCGUAUUCACAGCAAUGCAAGUCGGGCAUUGUCUUUCUUACCAACCGACGAGUGCUCUACCUACCCGUCAACCCCACACCACAACUGCAGUCCUUUGCCGUCCCCAUCCUCAACGUAACCGACUCGCGCGUAACAGCACCCUGGUUCGGCGCAAACAAAUGGGAGGCCGUCAUCCAGCCCGUCCAGGGCGGCGGCAUCCCACCACAGCAUUCCGAGCUGGAGCUCGUCCUCGAGUUCAAAGAAGGCGGCGCAUUCGACUUUGCAAGCAUAUUCGAGAGACUAAAGGAGCGGCUACGGCAAGCUGUCGAGACGGCGCGGGAGAGUGGGGGUGAUGUGCAGGAUGGAAGGAGAGGUGUUGGAGGCGUAGACAUGAACAACGUGCAUCUGGAAGAUCUACCAGCCUACGAAGAGAGCCGGCAGCACGCUAGGGUACCUGAUCCGCUACCCAGCCCGCCCAUGGACCACCCUACAGGCGGCGUGGGUGCUGGCGGUCCCGUGGUAGCAGCACCCGAGCCUUGUAGUCCACAAGCAUCCAGCUCGCUGUCGAGCCCGCGCACACAGCAAGAGCACUUUGAGCCGCCAUCAGACCCGCCGCCAGGCUACGAAGAGGUGCAGCGGAACAGCGUCGUGGAUGAGCUCGAGAGACAGGUGCGGGAUAAUCCAUGGCAGGACGGCGACAGCAAGCGAUGAAGUCGAGUUUUUCUUGUGCCAAGGAAUUGGUGUGUGUUUGAGCAGGGCGUUCCGGGGGUAUCAGCUUUCACAUGGCUGCCAUGACAUGUCACAAAUCUGCCUUUUUACUCUACUCGGCUUGGUUCUCGUGAAGGUAUAUAGUAACAGCUGCCCUUUGUGGUUGGCUUGGUUUUGAC
Molecule: messenger RNA, 1099 nt
Organism: Exserohilum turcica Et28A
Lineage: Eukaryota; Fungi; Ascomycota; Dothideomycetes; Pleosporales; Pleosporaceae
Exons: 2
Coding region: 57-923 (288 amino acids)
Biological process (GO): positive regulation of DNA-templated transcription
Cellular component (GO): nucleus
Molecular function (GO): chromatin DNA binding; transcription coactivator activity
Source: RefSeq, a predicted model, not a curated record